This is a messenger RNA of Myripristis murdjan (pinecone soldierfish), 1527 nucleotides long. It is a transcript of the gene ptgis, whose product is annotated as prostaglandin I2 (prostacyclin) synthase. The coding region runs from base 14 to 1477 and encodes 487 amino acids. NCBI's taxonomy places the organism in Eukaryota, Metazoa, Chordata, Actinopteri, Holocentriformes, Holocentridae. The record is from RefSeq and is a predicted model, not a curated record. The transcript has 10 exons. Gene Ontology annotation, molecular function: prostaglandin-I synthase activity; monooxygenase activity; iron ion binding. Gene Ontology annotation, biological process: prostaglandin biosynthetic process.
GUAUCACGGGAACAUGUUCGGGACAAUAUUCUUACUGCUUAAUGGACUUCUCCUACUUGUUCUCCUUUACUCCUCUCGCACAAGACAGAAAAAUGAGCCACCACUGGACAAAGGCUUCCUGCCAUGGCUGGGGCACGCCUUGGAGUUUGGGAAAGAUGCCGCAAAGUUUUUGACACGGAUGAAAGAGAAACAUGGGGAUAUAUUCACAGUCUGUGUUGCUGGUCAUUAUGUUACGGUACUGUUGGAUCCAAACUCCUAUGAUUCAGUGUUAUAUGACACAAAGUCGCUGGAUUUCACCCGCUACAAGAAUCAGAUUAUCAAAAGGGUCUUCAGUCUGCAGCUGCCCAACACCAGCUCUACAUCAGAGAGGGAAUGGAUGGAACGGCAUUUCCAUGGUCUGAAUCUUUCAAAGCUCAGCAGCUCCAUGAAAACCCACCUCCAGACACUGCUCAUGGAUGACCAGAAGGGCUGCAGUCCUUCAGAGUGGAAACAGGAUGGACUCUUCAGCCUCUGCUACAGCCUUCUCUUCAGGGCUGGGUAUCUCACAUUGUUUGAGAGGGGUGACGAUGCCACUGCUGUCUACACAGAGUUCCGCAAGUUUGAUGGUCUUCUUUCAAAAAUGGCACGCUGCACACUCAAGCGAGAGGAAAGCAGAAAAGCGAACUCAUCCCGGGAGCGACUAUGGGAGCUGCUGUCCACAACCUGGCUGAGGAGAGGGUCAGAGGUCGGCUGCUGGCAGCAGAGCUACCAGUGCUAUCUGCAGGAGGAGGGAGUGGAUGCCGAGAUGCAGAAGCGAGCUUUACUCUUACAGCUAUGGGCCACCCAGGGUAAUGCUGGACCUGCUGCCUUCUGGCUCCUUGGCUUCCUGCUCACUCACCCUGAGGCCAUGAAGGCUGUAAAGGCAGAGAUCAGAGGCCUCGCUCCACAGGACAGCUCCCUACAGCAACCCCCCCUCAACAAGCUGGAAACACACAGCACACCUGUGUUUGAUAGUGUUUUGAGUGAGACCCUACGGCUCACCGCUGCGGUAAUCAUCACCAGAGAGGUGGUGCAGGACAAGACCCUGCACAUGGCCAAUGGCCAGAAUUACCACCUCAGACGAGGCGACAGGGUUUGUCUGUUCCCAUUCCUCAGCCCUCAGAUGGACCCACAGAUACACCAGGAACCACAGAAAUUCAAAUUUGACCGCUUCCUAAAUGAUGACAUGACAGAGAAGAAUACAUUCUACAAGGAUGGAAAAAGGGUGAAGUACCACAGCAUGCCGUGGGGCGCAGGGACAAACGUUUGCGUUGGGAAAGAGUUUGCUAUUCGUGGCAUUAAACAGUUUGUGUUCCUGGUCCUUACCCAUCUUGAUCUGGAGAUAUGCGACCCUCAGGCUAAAGUUCCUCCAGUAAACCCCAGCCGCUAUGGAUUUGGGAUGCUCCAGCCUGAUGGAGACCUGCAGGUCCGCUACAGACUCAAGAGGACAUGGCACUAAGAUCUGUUUCAGCUCAAAUAACAGAUGUAGAUGUUUUUGUUUGUUUGUUU